UCUCCAGAUUCUCCACGCUUCUCCGCCUCGGUGGGUUGCAAAGGCAGUAUCCUAUAUAAAUCUUCAUCCUCUCCCGUGUUGUCGGUCCUGGGUCCCAGGCCGUCUCCCCACAUUCCUCCGGGUAGUAGUAGAUGCCUAUUUGGAAACCCUCUCUCUCUCUAUAUAUAUAUCACUUGUGCUCCUAUAGAGUCUCACCUUACCCUCUCAGCUCCCUGUCAACUAGCUUGCGCGAACUUGAGCGGAGACACCCGGGAGCUUCUAAGCCAAAAUGGCGCCGAGCAUACCCAUUCCCACCCAGGGUGGCAUGUUUCACACCUUCCAAGGAGUGACCCCUCGAAAGCAAUCCACGGACUCUACAGAGAGUGCCAAGACGACCGGCAACAGUACAGCCAAGCGAAUCACCACUCCCCACGCGUGCGCGGAAUGCAAGCGCAGGAAGAUUCGAUGCGAUGGCCAGCAGCCCUGCGGUCAAUGCCUCUCUAGUCGGGCACCAAAGCGGUGCUUCUAUGACAAGCACCGUCAGAGAGUGAUCCCGUCCAGGAAAACUCUCGAAGCCCUCUCCCAGUCCCUGGAGGAGUGCCGGUCCAUCCUCAAGCGACUCUUCCCCAACCACGAGAUCCAGUCGCUGUUACCACUACCUCGGCAAGAACUACUUGGCCUCCUCGAUCGACCGCAGAUCGACGCCGCCACUGCCCUGCCGUCGCCGCCUCUUCACACUUCUCCCAUCCCUGGCGACAUUGGCUCGCCCACUCUAUCGGGGUCCGAGCAGGGCCUCUCCGGCUUAGAGCAGAUACCGUCCCGAGACAUAGAAUGGGACGAGGAGCGCCGAGGGCGGGACGCCAUCCCCGUCGAGGCCGACGACGUCAACGCCCUUUCCCUCUCGGUCGACCGGCAGGCCUCUUACCUAGGUGCCUCGUCCAUCAAGGCUGCCCUCAUGGUGAUGCUGAAAGUCCAGCCGGGCCUCCGAAGCUCUCUCACGCCACCGCUAAACAGCGUGGAGAUGGCACACAACAUGCCCAUCAUGCGGCAGAAAGUCGCGAACGCUAAGGAGCCACAGCGAGUACCGUGGUCCUGGAAGGGCCAGACAUUGAUCGACGCCUACUUCAAGCGAGUCCACGUGUUCGUGCCCAUGCUCGACGAGGCCUCCUUCCGAGCAGACUAUCUCGAGGGGCAGCGGUACGACAUGCCCUGGCUCGCACUGCUCAACAUGGUCUUCGCCAUGGGCUGCAUCGCGGCGCUCAAGUCAGACGACUACAACCACCUCAACUACUACAGCCGGGCGAUGGAAUAUCUGCCCAUGGACUCGUUCGGCAGCAGCCACAUCGAGACCGUGCAGGCCCUCGCCCUGAUCGGCGGGUACUACCUGCACUACAUCAACCGGCCGAACAUGGCGAACGCUGUCAUCGGCGCCGCCAUCCGGAUGGCCAGCGCCCUCGGCCUCCACCGCGAAAGCCUCGCCCACGGGCCCGCCGGCUCGAGCAAGGAGAUCGCCGCGGCCGAGACCAGGAGACGCACCUGGUGGAGCCUGUUCUGCCUCGACACGUGGGCGACGACGACGAUGGGGCGGCCUUCGUUCGGGCGAUGGGGGCCGGCGAUCAACAUCCGGCCGCCGGAGACCGGGCUCAGCACGGGGCGGGACUCGGCGCAGCACGCGGGGAUCCUGCCGCUGGUGGAGAACAUCAAGUUCUGCAAGAUCGCGACGUCGAUCCAGGACAUGCUGGCGAUCUCGCCGCUGCUGCGGCCGGAGGACCGGUGCGCGCUGGACGGGCAGCUGGUCGGGUGGUUCAGCAGCCUGCCGUGGCUGCUGCGGACGAGCGACCCGUGCGCGGAGCCGCUGUACAUCGCGCGGUGCAUCAUGAAGUGGCGGUACCAGAACCUGCGGAUGCUGCUGCACCGGCCGGUGCUGCUGAACCUGGCGAGCAGCGGGGCGUCGCACGCGGCGGAGCACGACAUCGCGGCGAUCGAGGCGUGCCGCGACCUGGCGAAGCAGACGGUCGAGGACGUGGCGCGCGAGUGGUCGCGCAACCAGAUGAGCGGCUGGAACGCCGUCUGGUUCCUCUACCAGGCCGCCAUGAUCCCGCUCGUCAGCAUCUUCUGGCAGUGGGACAGCCCGCGCGUCGCCGACUGGCAGAAGCAGAUCGAGACCAUCCUCGAGCUGCUCGAGGCCAUGGAGGACUGGUCCCUGGCCGCGCGCCGCUCGCGCGAGGUCGUCUGGCGCAUGUACGAGGCGUCGCGGCAGCUGGAGCCGGGGCUGCUGCGCCAGCGCCAGCAGCAGCAGCAACAUGGUGGUGCGCCGACGAGCCCCCUGCGCGGCCUGCAGGUCGUGACGGACCCGAGCGGCGCGGGCGUGCUCGGGGCGCUGGCCGCCGCCGACGGCUCCGACCUGCACAUGUCGCCGAUCGGGCUCGAGCCCGAGGGCUUCGGCGGCAUGAUGGGCAUGCUGGACCAGCACGGGCUGUGGGACCUCGACGGGAUGCUCUGGAGCGCGCCCGAUGAGCUUGAGUGGGCGCAGCACCACUUCAGUGGCGGCGGCGGCAGCACCGCCAGCGCCGCCAGCGCGGGCACCCACGACGGCGCCGCCUCCGCCCCUGGCUGCGGCCUCAUGAGCGAGCUCGGCGCCUACGGCCUCGACGGGUCUGCGUUCCCGUUCGUGCACUGAUUUGAGGGCCCAGGAGUGGGCGGCUACGCUGGUUUGCUGUUGCUACUACUGCUACUACGACUACCAUUACUACUACUACUACUACUACUAUUGCUACCACCUACCUACCUACUGCUGUUUACGCUGUUACGGAGCGGUGAUGGUGUUUGGAACGGGCGGGCGCUAGGAUCUAGGGUACGGUGGAAAGGGGAAUCCCAAAAGAAAAAUCUCUA
Durotheca rogersii is the source of this 2871-nucleotide messenger RNA. RefSeq names its product fungal-specific transcription factor domain-containing protein. Gene Ontology annotation, molecular function: RNA polymerase II cis-regulatory region sequence-specific DNA binding; zinc ion binding; DNA-binding transcription factor activity, RNA polymerase II-specific. NCBI's taxonomy places the organism in Eukaryota, Fungi, Ascomycota, Sordariomycetes, Xylariales, Xylariaceae. Gene Ontology annotation, cellular component: nucleus. Gene Ontology annotation, biological process: DNA-templated transcription; positive regulation of transcription from RNA polymerase II promoter by galactose. The record is from RefSeq and is a predicted model, not a curated record. The transcript is spliced from 3 exons. The coding region runs from base 269 to 2659 and encodes 796 amino acids.